UCUGAAUGCAUGCAUGGGGAAUUGCAAUACCAUCUGGUCCUCAUUUAUACUGUCUGUUUCUCUCUCUCUCCUUCCCCGGCUGCUCGCCUGGAAAAGAGGCUAGGAUAUCUUGCCACAUCCGUCCCGCUUUCGACUUUUCAGUGUUUGUGGGGGAAAUUUUGAUUUGUUUACCUAAAGGAGAAUAUCACAAGAAGGAGGCCGGACAGCAGAUUGUUCUUUAUUGAGGGAGGAAAAUUGACACCGACGGUACUGAGCUGGAGUCUGGAAGUGACGAGAUCAUUUGCUAAACGACAGGGAAAGAAUGCCGUUAAUUAGAAAAAUUAAUCAGGGCUUGCUGUUCCUAGUUAUUCUGACAUUUUGCCUGGUCCUUUACAACAAAUUUCACAAAAUGUCACCGUACAAAGGGGAAGCAGCUGAAGAACUUGAAUCUCCAACUGUUCACAAUGCAGGCCACACUGUGAAACAGAGCAAUGUUCCUCCUUCUGAUGAUUCUGCUCCCGACGAUGUGAUACCAAUUAUAAUCUGUGCUGCAGAAGACCGAUUGGGUGGAACAAUUGCAACAAUCAACAGUAUCUAUAGCAACACUAAUGCCAAUAUCAUUUUCUACAUAAUUACACUGAGAGACUCCCUCGUUCAUAUUAGCAAAUGGAUCGAAAAUACAAAGCUGAAAGGCAUCCACUACAAAAUGAUGGAAUUCAAUGCUGCAAUACUGCAGGGGAAAGUGAGACCAGACUCAGCAAGACCCGAGUUACUGAAACCUCUCAACUUUGUCCGAUACUUCAUUCCAUAUCUUAUUCGUGAUCAUGAAAAGGUGAUAUACCUGGACGAUGAUGUUAUUAUACAAGGUGAUAUCCAGGACUUGUACGACACUGUGCUGAAGCCUGGCCAUGCUGCUGCCUUCUCAACAGACUGUGAUCUGACCUCAACUCAUGAGAUGGUCAGGACUAUGGGAAUGCAGACCACAUUUAUGGGACAUUUGGAUUACCGGAAGCCAACUGUUAGAGGUCUAGGGAUAAAUCCCACGACGUGUUCCUUUAAUGUUGGUGUGUUUGUUGCAAAUGUUACAGAAUGGAAACGACAACGGAUUACUAAGCAGUUGGAAAAAUGGCUAGUCGCCAAUGUAGAAGAGAAUCUGUACAGCAGUGCACUAGCCGAAGGAGUAGUGACCCCUCCUAUGUUAAUAGUAUUUCACAACAAACACUCCUUAUUGAACCCUUUAUGGCAUAUUCGACACCUCGGCUGGAGUCCUGAUGCCAGAUAUUCAGAACACUUCCUUUCUGAAGCUAAACUACUACAUUGGAAUGGAAGGUAUAAACCCUGGGAUUAUCCCGUGGCUCACGUGGAAUUUUGGGAAAGGUGGUAUCUUCCUGAUCCAACAGGACAUUUUAGAUUGGUACGACCUAACAAUCAGGAGCACUAUCACGUAUAGAAUUUUCAUCUCAUUCCUUUGUCCAAUUAAGUAUGCAUUUAAAAACAUGCUGUGGUUUAAGCUAUUCAGUCUCCAAACGUCUGACAUGUUUCUGUGAAUUAAAUGAUAGCAGAACUUACUGCAACAGAAUUGAGAUAUCAGAUUAAACCUAUAAUAAUUCAGUGUUAUUUAGCAAAAAUGUUCUCACAUCAGAAAAUGUAGUUUUUGCACAAUAAUGGUACUUUCACAGAAGGAGGUGCGUUAUUUUGAUCUCAUACAAGCCAGUUUGCCAAAUUGAACUCUUAGCUGAAGAAACAUUUUAUAUGCCCUUAACAUUUUUGAAUGACUGCAAAGACAGCUUCAUAUUUGCUUUUCUAUUCCUUAGGUAAGGUUAGUGACGUACAAUAUGAAAUGUGAACUAUGGUCAGGCCUUGCCUCAUUUUCACUAAGAUUUUUUUAUAAUUUAGAAAUGUAACCUUUAUAAUAGCAUACAUCCAGAACAAAGAGCAAUAACCUUCUUGUUACAGCAGGAACUUGCAGAGAUGAUGUCAGGAAGCAUUUUUCAUUUAAAGAGUAGUGGAAAUCUGGAACUCUGUUCUCCAGAAGUUUGCGGAGAGGUCUGGGAAUUGAUUGAAAGUUUCAAAGUUGAGUAUUGAUAAAUUUUUGUAGUUAUUAAAGAUUAUCAAAAGAAAAGGUAGACAAUUGGAGUUGAAAGGCAGCUCAGCCUAACCGAAUGACAGAACAGACUUGAAAAGCCAAAUGGUCGCCUCCUCUUCCUAACAGUGUGGUAGUGCAGUGGUUAUGGCAUCGGAUUUGCAAAAGUGGGAAUGCAGUGUUCUGAAAUUAACUACAGCAUCUUGUGGAACAGAAUUUUAAAACACAAUAAUUUGUGAAGAAAUGACCAUUAAAGCUGUUCCCUACUUCUGUCACGAAAAAGGUAACUAGUUUAAAAAAGCAUUUCAGGGAAGAGAAGUUAGCCAAGCAGAAUUCAAGACAUCUACCAAUGAGCAAAUAUAAGCCAUCAGCCUUGUUCUCAGUAUAGCAGCAUCACAAGCACAUUUACAAACAAACUAGUAGUUUAAGGUCAGGAUAGAUCUUCUACUCCAGAACAAGUUUAAGAACCUGUUUUGAAAGUACUAUUACAAAAAUAGCAGUUUUUCUCCCUGGGCCCCACAUCUCAGGAAGGAUGUACUGGCCCUGGAGCAGUUUCAGAGGAGGUUCAUGAGAAUGGUCCCAGGAAUGAAAAGCUUAACAUAUGAGGAACGUUUGAGGACUCUGGGACUAUACUCAUUGCAGUUUAGAAGGAUGAGGGGGGAUCUAAUUGAAACUUACAGAAUAUUGAAUGGCCUGGAGAGAAUGGAUGUUGGGGAAGAUGCUUCCGUUCAUAGGAGAGACUAGGACCCAAGGGCACAGCCUUAGAGUAAAGGGAAGACCUUUUAGAACGGAGACAAGAAGAAAUUUCUUCAGCCAGAGAGUGGUGAAUCUA
Messenger RNA from Rhincodon typus (whale shark), 2894 nucleotides. RefSeq names its product glycosyltransferase 8 domain containing 2 (gene glt8d2). The coding region runs from base 302 to 1429 and encodes 375 amino acids. NCBI's taxonomy places the organism in Eukaryota, Metazoa, Chordata, Chondrichthyes, Orectolobiformes, Rhincodontidae. The record is from RefSeq and is a predicted model, not a curated record. The transcript has 10 exons. Gene Ontology annotation, molecular function: glycosyltransferase activity. Gene Ontology annotation, cellular component: Golgi apparatus.